UGCAUUAUCAAAUUAGCAUGAAAAUUUGUACGCAUUUAGCAAAUCCAAUGUAGUGUUCGAUUAUAAUCAUGUUUCUGAUUUAAAUCUAGUAAACAUAACACAAUUCUGAUUUUGACCUCAACGAAUCAGAUGCAAACCUGCAAAAAGUAUUGGCAACAUGUGGCCAAAUUAAUUACUCAAAACAAUUUUCUUAACCAUCUUCCACAUUUCGUCACGGUAAGUUAAUUAGGUGACAAAAUAUGAGGUUAGCUACAUUUUAAGUCUACAGUUGUGUUGUCUGGAGCCAAAAUGGCGACACCAUAUGAGCUGUAUUUGGCGCGGCGAGAAAUAAUCAUGUCUCUUUCACAAAAAAGCUUUACUAUCGAAAAAUCAAAGAGAAAACAUACUUUUCCAUAUUUACUAUUGAAUACGUAGCAAAGAAAUAUAAAAUGACAAUCUCAGUUUCUACUUUUCCAUGAUGCGGAAGAAAAAAGUCAUCUACGCCCAAAACCUAAGGAUGACUCAAGCAACGAACCACUAGAGAGCGGAAGAUUUCAGCUUCCAAAUCCAUGUUAAAUUGGAGUAUCAACUGUAGGGUCAACAUAUCAUACAAUAUGGUGAUCAAUCAAAAAUUAUGCCUUGGGGUUUCAGGCUCCAGAAGCCCGACCGACGCGAGAGUACCCAAAGCGAACCACCUCAAUAAAUCGAAAUGGGCUAAAUAUCACCCUAAAUAGAGUUCCGAUCAAUGAAAAAGGGCCUACUGGUCCGACAUAGGCAUAUUUUACUUAUUCGGAGCUCAUUAAUUGGUUCAAGUCUAGCGGAUGCAAUAAAAGGCUCAGAAAUACUAAAACGUUCGUAUGGCAGUUUAACACAUAGGAGGAUCGAUUAUAGUUUGGGGUUAAAUGACCAGUUCUCGGCGUAGUUACCUGGUCACUAUCGAUGAAAUCAUGACCAGGAAGGUGUUGUCGAUCAUUCCAAACGAUAAUUUGAAAUCAUUUAACAAAAACCUGGCCUAGGAACAAAUUUCAUAUUCCAAAAAUUUGGUGUCCCCAAACAUGUAGCAAAAUUAACGAUGCAAGUUUUUGGAGACCGAAAAGGUUAAGAUUCUUUCGUUGGCUGCACAGUCUCCUGAUGUGAUUCUGAUUGUCCGGGUUAAGAAAAGAGAGACCGAUGGGAAACCACUAGUCGAAAAACGAGCUUGUCAAAAGUUUAAAAGAACUGUGGGCAGCCAUAUAAAAAAUCGUUAUAUAGGAACUUGUCGAAUAAAUUCCACGACCUAUUUCUGCUCUUAUUGGGUCGAGGGGAGGUGCCACGCAAUACUAGAAGCACUUUGUCGCACUUAUCCCCAGUUUCGCACCCUUAUGAUACCACACCUUCCUCACGAGUAUAUGAAAAAGGACAUCUAUCUUAUCAGGUGGUUAAGGGAUCGGAAUUUUGACGUUGCCGCUGCAGAGAAACGUUUAUUAGCGCAUAUCCGAUGGCGUUCCGAAAACCAGAUCGAUUCCAUCCUAUCCGAAGAUUGGGACGAUUUUGAUCGCGAAUACAGAAUUUAUAUCGAAGGGUGUGACAAGGACGGAAAACCUGUAAUUACAAUGUUUCCCGGAGACUGGGACAUAAGACGGGUGGCCCUAUCCGGGAAAACUAAACUGUUUCUGCGCUACCUUGUAAAACUUUUUGAAGAGGCGUUAGUCACUGUGAGGGCGAUGCAGGAAAGUGGACAAAAUGUUACCCAAGCAACCAUAAUUUGUGACCUGGCUGAGUUCAACGUCAUCACGAAUGGAUGUCCAAGUUGUAUCGCAAUCUACAUCCAACUAGCGACAAUAUACGAAAAUAAUUAUCCCGGCCUGGCGCAUCGGCUUAUUGGAAUAAAUGUCCCUCAGGUUGCCCUAACUCUCUGGGACUUACUUAAGCACUUCCUCAACCCGCAGACCACGGAGGUGUUACACGUUUACAGUAGAGAUAGGCGGUCCUGGGAGCGCGCCCUUUUCAAUGAAAUCGAUCGAGACCAGUUACCCACAAAAUUUGGCGGACAUAAAACCAACGAUUCUCUGGACCUUGUCGAGUAUCGCGGGCUGAAUAAAGUUUUCGCUUGUACUUAACCGCAUUCCGAGCGCUUGUGUUACACCUCUAAAAAUUAGAUAAUCUGUAUGUAUAAUAAUAACUUCGUAAUACUAAACGGGCAAACUAUGUAAAUAGGAUUAAUAUUUUAGCAAUAUUUAAUUUGUGCAAACUGUCGGUAUACGUGAAGAAUUCAUUCGUCUGAUUAUUUUAUAUGCAUUAAAUACUAACACCAUGAAUGUGAUUGAUGUGCCGUGUAUGAAACUGAUUAAUUAGGGUUGAAAAUUAUAAUUAUUAAUUAUGCACAUAGGUACGUAUGCACAGGGUGGUUUAAAUGUCAGGUUACAAUUGAAAGUUUUUCAAUUAAAAGAAUUCGUAAAU
Molecule: messenger RNA, 2418 nt
Organism: Folsomia candida
Lineage: Eukaryota; Metazoa; Arthropoda; Collembola; Entomobryomorpha; Isotomidae
Product: SEC14-like protein 4
Exons: 5
Coding region: 1341-2078 (245 amino acids)
Cellular component (GO): cytoplasm
Source: RefSeq, a predicted model, not a curated record